Molecule: messenger RNA, 1716 nt
Organism: Leptomonas pyrrhocoris
Lineage: Eukaryota; Euglenozoa; Kinetoplastea; Trypanosomatida; Trypanosomatidae
Exons: 1
Coding region: 148-1716 (522 amino acids)
Source: RefSeq, a predicted model, not a curated record
AGCGACGCGCUUGGGUGCUGGCCGAAUACCGCGCUGUAUUAACCUUGUGUAGUACUACGCCUGACGCCCCAUCUUGUGGUAUCGGGUCAUUCUCUUUCUGUUGACAGCGCAAUACAUGCUUUCGAGCGAGAACUGCUUCCCUACCUGAUGCGCGGAGGUUUUGGACGGUACCGCUACGAGCGGCCCCAACCUGGUCUGCAAAUCCACUCCUACGAGGACGCGCUCUACCCACCUCGGGCCUACCGAUACCACAUCCAACAAGCGGCUGCCCCGGCCGUGGCAACGCGCGGCGCGAGUCACCUCGGAAGUGGCGGUGCCGAGGUGACCACCACCGCCAUCGUUCUGCCCACCAUCGACGCUGAUGCGGCGUGCGGGCCGUUUUUGAAGAGCAGCACCAGCAACGUGGCCACGGGCAAUGCAUCUGCCGUGUCAGCCCCCUCCUCCUCAUCCUCUCUCGGCUACCUCGGCCGUUCCACCACCGCCUCAGCGUCAAACAGCGCGGCGGGGAUUGGUGUUCACUCAGUGGAAGUGGAGCGCCGCCCACCGCCGCGGCUGCGGUACUUCUUCGACUGCUUUGUACCGGAUGAAGACGGCGCAGACGUGCAGUCGAUGGUGGAGGUGUGCCGGCAUGCGGAGCUGCUGAAUCCGUUUCACUACCGUGAGUUGUGGGGCGGCAUGGACGGCGCGGUGGCGAUGGCGUCUGCCACGGCGGAAGCCACCAGCGUCAUCGCAGGCACUGUGAAGGCGGAACCAGAACGAGAAGAAGAGGAGGGCGGCACGCCGUUGAAUGGCCGGGGCACCGACGCUUCCGACGCAUUGCGGCCCCCCGAGCACGCUGUCAAGCACGCAGCGAAGGUGGCAAAGACAUCCACCGCGACCACCCGCGCCGCACAACACGCCCUCCAGCGCACCCUCGCCGCGUUGGGUGUACCUGCGGAGUUGAGCUCCAUGGUGCUGCUCGCCGCCCGCGUCCCACCCGGCGGGCGUCUCACUCGCAAGCAGGAGAAGCUGCUGCGAUUGCGCCAUCAGCGCCGCCCCGCCCCGCCACGGCCAAUACGCCGCGGCGCGAAGGUCUUCCUGCCCGCCCACGUCCUCUUGGCGACCAGCGGUGGUGGGGGCGUGGGGGCGGAGGUGUACGGUCUCGACGGUGUAGAGGCGACGGGCGGGCUGAUCGAUGUGACGGCUGCGGGGCCGCGUGUGCUCCGUGUGAAGCGGGCCGCAGCAGCGGCGGCGCACCAACGCGGCGGGGUGUUUGGCGCGGUUGAUGGCGGCCUGACUGGCGACGACCACUCGCGUGGUGGUGGCCGGGCGGCUGCCGCCUCGACGCUGUUGAGCGGCUCUGCCUUUGACGAUGACGAUGACGAGGAAGAGAAGAGCACGAUGGGCCGCGGCGGUCGCCGGGCUGGCGGGAAGCACGGCCGCGGUGGCGGAGGCGACGAGGAGGAGGGCGGCGUGGAUGAGGGCGACAUCCCGCUAAUUGCGUCCGGGCGGUGGGGUCCGCUGGGAAGUGCAGGGACUGCUGGUGGAAACGGCGCUGGUGUGAUUGCUGUGGGGCAGCUGGACGAGGAGGGGGAAGAGGACAGUGAUGAGGAGGAUGACCUGUCCACUGGUAUGGCGGACGACGACGACGAUGACGCGAACUUCAGCAGCGACGGCGGCGAUGACAACGACAGCUUCGGCGGCGGCGGUGGGGAUGACGGCAACGAUGGCUAUUAA